AUGGGUAUUUGUGGAGGUAGUUCUAAAAGUUAGGAAGACUAAGUUCACAAAAUGAACCAACCUAUUAUAACCAAUGGAGAAUUACAGAUUAAAGUAUUGUUAAAGAACAUUACUUUAAAAAUGACAGGUGUGAGACAAUGCUCUAUUGAAUUUGAUUUAGGGUAGUGUAAGUACACAUCGCCAGUCCAUAUUGAUAAUAAUGGAGAUCAUUAUGUAUUAAAUUCAUCGAAGGAAGUGGCGAGCUAGUUUUGAUGGAACCUUAAAAAUGACUGAGUAGCAGAUGCGAGAAUCCUAGAUGAAAAUCUCAGUGAUCGAUACUUAAGUAAUUGGAUAAGCCACCAUCAAUUUAUUUGAAGCUGCAGUAGGUCCAUUUCAUUUUCAAUUACCUAUCAGAGGAAAAAAUAUUGGCAAUGUUAGCUUUGAUUUGAAAAUGAAUCAAAUUGUAUAAGCAACACUUUAAAGUAAGUUUAUUAUUUGGGAAUUAAACUAAAGUCUAAGUGAUGUUAGAUACAAUUAUAAUUUACGUCUAGUGGUAAAAAUUUAAACUAAAAUAAAAGACUUCAUAAUUCUCAUUCAUCUCUGAACAUUCAACUACUUUUGUGAAUCCAAAUUAUAGAAAAUAAAAUGAAAAAUAAAGAAGUAUGCUAUCUUAAAGUCGUAAAAGUAUAUUAGAUUAAGAAGUAUUAAGAGAUUCAAUUAUAUCAAUACCAAAAAUACCUUCUAUGUUAAAUAGUAGUGGAGGUAUAAAUCAUUCUCUCGAUUCGAUAAUUGCAGCCACACCAACAAAUAAAGGAUAAUCAUCUGCCUCAUAACCUUAUCAUAGAAUAGAAUGGGAUCAUGCUGGCGAUGAAUUAACUUUAAUAGUAGAAUUACCAAUCUCAGAAUUUUAAGGUUCUGCUAUCCAAAUAUGUUUAUGGUCUAUUUCAUCAAAUAAAAUUAGUUUAGAAAAUAGUAAAUCUUCUCAUAAAACAAUUAUAAAAAAGACACUAAAUAAACAUGACUCAGAAUAUAUGGAUCUAGAAAUAUAAGAUCAUCAUUUGGUAGCAGAAACAUAUAUUAAUUUAUCAAAUUUAGAAACUAACAUUGUUGCUGAUUUGGGAGCUAAAUUUUUUAUUAUAAGUACCUAAUAAGCAAAAUCAAUAUGGUAUCAUGGUGUUGAGGUUGGUAAAAUAGAUUAUGAAAUAAGUGUAAGAUUACCAAAUUAUUUAUAAUAAUCAUCAUUUGGUGUUUAAACAGAAAAGGGCAUAGUUUCAACUGCUUCUGUAGUAGGAAAUGUUGAAAAUAUAAGUGUUACAGAAAUUAAGAUGAUUUAAUUUGAGUUUUAAAAAUUAUCAAGUUCUAUUUUUAAAAUAGAACACAAAACAUUAAAUAUGGAUGAUAAAAUUAAGGUUCGUUAAGAUAUGGAACAAUAAUUAGGUAAGUUGGCUUAAUUAUUAGGAUAAUCACAUGCAACUAAUAUUAAAACAUUUCAAUAUAAGUCUGAAGAUGAUUUAAUGAAGGCUUAACAUUUAUUAGUUCAAUUAUCUAUACAUUUAGUAGAUUAUUCAAAAACAUUGGCUUCAUUUAAUUCUUAUUUUGAAUGUUUAAAUUUAGUAUUAAGCAGAGGAGAAUUAAUGUUAUAAUAAUUAGGAUUUUUUAAAGCUUUAAGUAAGAAAUAAUCAGAAUUGAAAACAGAAGUAGGUUUAAAUUAUUAAUCAUUUUUGGUGAAUACUCUUCGAUUCACAUUAUAAAAAUUAAAUUAAAAGGAUCCAAGUCAAUAAGCAAGAUAAUUAUACAUAAAAUUUUUAGUGAUAAGUUAUUUUCGAAUACCAGAAUUUAGAGCAAAGUUCCUUGAAUUAAUUAAUAAAGCUGAUGAUCCAUAAUUAUCAGAAUUAAGAGGGACAGAAUUUAUAUAAGAAGAUGAUCCAACAAAUAUUGAUAAAAGUACAAAGAGCAAUAUUUCAAUUUUUGAUUGGUAGAAUUAUUUUCAUACUUAUUUAUCUGAUAAAGCAAAAGGAAUAUAAAAUUAAUCUAUUUUGAAUUAAAUAUUAGAUGAUGAAAGUUGGAAAGAACAUAUAAGACAUAGAUCAAUAAAUUUUUGUUUUUUUGUAGAGGAAUGGGCACAAUACGUAAGAAACAUUUUGCAAGUAAAAAUUAUUCCUUGGUAAGAUAUUCCAGGAUAUAGAAUAUUGGUAAAAGCUUUUAUGUGUGAAUUAAAGUAGUAAGAAUCAAUUCCAGAUGCAAUGAAAAUAGCUUUGAAAAGUUUACUUUAGAAUGUUAAUUUACUUGGAAUAGUAGUUAGUUUACAAUUUAAUAAAACAAAGUAUUUAAUGUAAUAAAUAAGUUUAUAUAAUGCAGAAUAAGUGAUAGAGACAUUUGAAAUAUUAGAUAUAUGUUUUAGUACAUUAACAACAAUGCCUGCUUAUUUUGAUUAUCCAUUUUUUUUGAAAGGAAUUAAAUAAAUAAUAAUAGAUUCAGAACAUGCAAUGAGUAUAGCUAAAUGUGUAUGGCUAAUUUACAAUAUAUAUCCUUUAUUUUCAAGUAAUACUAAAAGUUUAAAAAUUGAAUAGUAGACUUUAAGAAAGAUAUUUGUGAUUUUUUAUUCGAGAAGGCAGUUUUUAAAUUGUUUUUACAUUGGAGUAGAACAGUGAGAUUAGUAUUUCAUUACUUUUUACUUUAUCGUGUAUCACAUCAACAUAAAAAUCCGAAAGUUGGAGGAUUAGAUGAAGAGUAAUGAAUUAAUAAUAAAGGUUUAGAUAGAUUAUACAUCAAUAUACUUUGAUUAAUAGACCAAAGAAGAAUUAGAGUUAUUUUGAGAAUCGUUAACCACAAUAAUAAUUAAUUGUAAGGUGUAUGAAUUAUGAUUUUAGUCUGAUUACAUUUAUGUGAAAUAUUUAAGAUUCUUAAGUAAAUUAGAAUAAGCAAAAAUAAACGAGAAUUAAAGAGAAUAUGAAUAAGAUCACAAAAACUAUUAUUUAAAGAUGGUCCAUAAAAAAUUGAGAAGAGAACAAGAAUUGAGAAUAUAAUAGCAAGAGGAACCAAAGAUAACUGAAUAAUUAAAAUUAGAAAGAUUGGUUUCAGAAUAUGAUGAUUCAUAAUAAAAAUAGAAUUAAUUGAAACCAGUGAUUGUUCCUCGAACUGUUAUGCAUAAAAAAUUGAGUUGUAAAACAUUAUGUCUAUUAUUUUCUAGAUAAACAUGAAAUUGAAAUAAAUAAUAUGCAAUAACCAUAUGUAAGAGUAUCCAUUCGAGAAUUCGAAGAAUAAUUAAAGAAUUAUAAUAAUUGGAGAUAAUAAAAUUUAAAGAAUAUGAUGGGUAAAUAUACUGAAGAAGGUAUUUAUAUAUAUAUUUUAUUAAGAUAAACAUACAAUUCAUCUAACUUUUGAGGUUCCUAAAGUUGAUGUUUUGAAAAGGAUAGAUGAAAAAGAAGGUGCUUGA
This is a messenger RNA of Paramecium sonneborni, 3415 nucleotides long. The record is from the annotation of a GenBank genome assembly. NCBI's taxonomy places the organism in Eukaryota, Ciliophora, Oligohymenophorea, Peniculida, Parameciidae.